CUCGCUCCUCUGGCCUUCCCUCCAGCUCGUUCCGACGUUCCCCUCCGCCUUCGGCCGUGGCCAUGGCCGCCGCCGCCACUUUCGGCUUCCUCCACCCUCUAAUCCGGAAACCUUUAGUUCCACCACUGUACAUCCUCCCGCUUCCCACCCAACCCCACGCCAAAACGCACCCUCGCUCUCUCCCCCUCCUCUUCCUCCUCCCGCGCCGCCGCCGGGGAGGCCCCAUCGCUGCCUUACCCAACACCACAUCUUCGUCCACGAAUGCCUCUGCCUCGCCCACCUACGACGUCCGGGAGGCAGAGGCCGCCGUCGCGGAUCUCCUCCGCGAGGGCGGCGCCUCCGCGGACGACGCCGCCGCCAUCGCCGCGCGCGCGCCGGCCUACGCCGCUAUGCUCGCCGAUGGCGUCCGCGAGCUGGACGAGCUUGGCCUCUGGGCGUCGUGGAGCUCCGGUGCCAGUGCUCGGCUGGGCCUCAGCGGUGUCGUCGAGAUGGAGAUGGGGAGGCUCGGUUUUAGGAGGAAGGUGUAUCUCAUGGGACGGAGCAGGCCUGACCACGACGUGGUGCCGCUCCUCGAGAGCUUGGGAGUGCGUCUCUCCUCGGCCAAGCUCAUCGCGCCUUACGUCGCUUCUGCGGGCCUUACUGUGCUGAUUGAUAGGGUUAAGUUUUUGAAGGAAAUGUUAUUUUCAAGCAGUGAUUAUGCAAUACUAAUUGGAAGGAAUGCUAAGCGCAUGAUGACAUACUUAUCAAUACCUGCAGAUGAUGCACUCCAAAGUACUUUAUCUUUUUUUGAAAAAAUGGAGGCUAGAUAUGGCGGUGUUAGCAUGUUGGGACAUGGAGACAUGUCAUUUCCUUACCUCAUUGAAUCAUUUCCAAUGCUUCUUCUCUGCUCAGAAGAUAAUCAUCUCGAGCCGUUAGUUGAUUUUCUCGAGCACAUUGGAAUUCCAAAGCCAAAGAUUGCAUCAGUUUUGCUGCUAUUUCCUCCUAUCAUUCUUUCUGAUGUUGAAAAUGAUAUUAAGCCUAGAAUUCGUGAAUGGGAGAAGGCUGGCAUUGAACACGACUAUAUUACUAGGAUGUUGUUGAAGUAUCCAUGGAUUCUUUCAACGAGUGUGAUAGAGAACUACAGUAAAAUGUUGUUGUUUUUCAACCAAAAAGGGAUUUCCAGUACAGUCCUCGCUAUUGCUGUGAAAAGUUGGCCACAUAUUCUUGGCUCCUCUUCAAAAAGAAUGAAUUCAGUUUUGGAGCUGUUUCGUGUUCUGGGCAUCAGUAAAAAAAUGGUGGUUCCAGUCAUUACAUCAAGUCCACAGUUAUUACUGAGAAAACCUGAUCAGUUUAUGCAGAAUGUUUUGUUUUUUAGAGAAAUGGGUGUUGAUAAGAAAACAACAGGAAAAAUUUUGUGUCGUUCGCCUGAAAUAUUUGCUUCAAAUGUGGAUAACACUCUCAAGAAGAAAAUUGACUUUCUUAUCAACUUUGGUGUUUCUAAACACCAUCUUCCUCGCAUCAUUAGGAAGUAUCCAGAACUUCUAUUGUUGGACCUAAAUUGUACAUUGCUCCCUAGGAUUAACUACUUAUUGGAGAUGGGUUUGUCUAAGAAAGAUCUGUGCUCAAUGAUCUCUAGGUUUUCCCCACUUCUAGGUUACAGUAUAGAACUUGUUAUGAAACCAAAGCUUGAGUUUCUGCUAAGAACCAUGAAGAAACCACUUAAAGCAGUUGUAGAAUACCCAAGGUACUUCAGUUAUUCACUUGAGGGGAAGAUCAAACCGCGUUUUUGGCUAUUGCAGAGUAGAAACAUAGACUGCACUCUGACAGAGAUGUUAGCAAAGAACGAUGAACUCUUUGCUGAAGAGUACUUGGAACUUGGAGGAUUGCUCGAGAAACCUGUACAAUCAAGCAUAGGUGGUUAAUUUCUGGACUUAUUUGAACCAUGCAGUGCACUAUGCUGAAGCUGUUCAGCUUUAUGCUUGGAUUGGUGAGGCUGUUUUUCAGAUGGGAGGCCACUUUUUUUUCCUGAAAACGAAGGAGAGCUGUGUUUCUUUGUAUUCAAAUGUCGUGGCUCUGAUAACCAUUGCAGUUGAAUCUCACGUUGGUAAAGGUAUUAACACUCUUUUCUGGACCGAUAAAUGGCUGCUUGGUUCCUGUAUCGGAGAUGUGGCGCCAGCUGUUCUUGCUAUGGUACCAGCAAAAAUAAUUAAAACAAGGGCUGUGGCUGACGCACUCUCAAACAACAGUUAGGUAUCAAAUAUUAAUGGAGGACUGUCCAUGAUUGGUCUGUUCAAUUUUUUCAGCUAUGGGAUGCCACACAUGAAGUUUCUUUAACCAUUGAUGAUGGUCGCCAUAUCUGGAGAUUCUCUGGUUCGGUUGAAUUCUCGGCGAUAUCGGCCUAUAGAGUUUCUUCCAUGGUUUGGUCUCCUUUGAUCCUUGGAAGCGUAUUUCAAAAACUUGGGCUCCACCUAAGUGCAAGAUUUUCAUUUGGCUAGCUGUCCGAAAUCGCUGUUGGACUGCAGACCGAUUGCCUUGGAGAGGACUGGCACACCUAGUUCAUUACGUUCUUUGCGACCUGGAAGAGGAGAAUAUUAAUCACAUUUUGUUUUCCUGUGUUUUCUCGAGGGUUCUGGUUUAGAGUUUUCUCCCGGCUGGGGUAUAUUUAUUGACCAUGUGUUGGGGUCCCAGGAGCAAUCGUUUGCAGAUUGGUGGUGAAAGGCUUGCAAAUAUCUCCCAAAAGAAAGAAAAAAGGAAGGGCAUGGAUUCAAUGAUUAUGUUGCGAAUAUGUGGAGUGUUCUGCAUGCUCUCGAAGAUGAACAACAUCUCUGGUGUCUUGCUGUAAGAGUUUUGUUCUUGUCCGGAGUGCAAGCACAGCCCCUCACGGCUCUGUCCGGAGCGAGGGUAAAGUUUGUACGGGAGGCCACUUUUCCGGUGCUUAGUAUCAAAAAGGUAAUACUUGUUCUCAUGAAAGUCACCUAACGGAAGUUACAGGUGCAAAUUUAGAUUGAUGAGUGAUGUUGUUAACUCAAUACAGCAAUGCAUUGGGUAUUGGGAAGGUGAUGAAGAAAUUAGUUUUCGCCAUACGCCUCAGUUUUACUAAUGCUUCGUUUAGAUGUCGAUAUUGGAGGUCAUGUAAUUGAAUUUGUUUGAAUACCAAAUUAAUCAUAGUAUAGUAUUGAAAUG
Molecule: messenger RNA, 3162 nt
Organism: Zea mays
Lineage: Eukaryota; Viridiplantae; Streptophyta; Magnoliopsida; Poales; Poaceae
Exons: 7
Coding region: 63-1901 (612 amino acids)
Biological process (GO): regulation of DNA-templated transcription
Molecular function (GO): double-stranded DNA binding
Source: RefSeq, marked provisional